AACGAAAAACGCGGUUAAUACGCUCCACGGUAUCAUAAAGUAUAAACUUCUUUCUAUUCUAGGAAAUAUCUCGAUUAAUUUGUCUUUUUUUUUUUAGCUCUCUGUUACCCGUCUGUUGUUUCUUCGGCUGAGAGACAAUGGUGGAGGAACAGAAGAUAACGCCAGACACAGAAUCUCCGGCUCCGGCGCCGGCUCCGGCCCCGGGUUCAGCUAUUGUUCCGACGGAGAUCGCAAAAGACGUUACGGAGGAGAAAAUUCAAAACCCACCUCCGGAGCAGAAUUCUGAUGACUCCAAAGCCCUUGCUGUUGUCGAGAAACCUGUCGAGCCUGAAACGAAGAAAUCUUCGUCUGGUUCGCUCGAUCGAGAUGUUAAGCUAGCUGAUUUGUCAAAGGAGAAGAAAAUGUCUUUUGUCAAAGCAUGGGAAGAUAGCGAAAAGAGCAAAGCAGAGAACAAAGCUGAGAAAAAGAUCUCUGAUGUUCUUGCUUGGGAAAACAGCAAGAAGGCAGCAGUCGAAGCUCAACUCAAGAAAAUCGAGGAGCAACUAGAGAAGAAGAAAGCAGAGUAUGCAGAGAAGAUGAAGAAUAAGGUUGCGGCGAUUCACAAGGAAGCCGAAGAGAGGAGAGCAAUGAUUGAAGCGAAGCGUGGAGAAGACAUUCUUAAAGCAGAAGAAACGGCUGCUAAAUACAGAGCCACUGGAAUUGUCCCAAAGGCUACUUGUGGAUGUUUCUAAUCUUGAAUUUGCAAAUCGAAUUUCAAGAGUUUUCAACUGUAAAGUGUAAAACAAUCUCUCUUAUGUCUUCGAUGAUUUGUAAUCUUGUUUGUGUACUGAUCUUGUGUGUAAAAACAACAGAGUGAAAUAUUUGUCCAUUUGUUUUACUUUACGCAAUUUUCUAAA
This is a messenger RNA of Eutrema salsugineum, 896 nucleotides long. RefSeq lists its product as uncharacterized. The record is from RefSeq and is a predicted model, not a curated record. Bases 138 to 731 code for a protein of 197 amino acids. Lineage: Eukaryota; Viridiplantae; Streptophyta; Magnoliopsida; Brassicales; Brassicaceae. The transcript is spliced from 5 exons.